Nezara viridula (southern green stink bug) is the source of this 553-nucleotide messenger RNA. The record is from the annotation of a GenBank genome assembly. Lineage: Eukaryota; Metazoa; Arthropoda; Insecta; Hemiptera; Pentatomidae.
AAUAAAUACCAAUAUACGAGCCCCAAUGUAUUCAUUCGGCAAUCACGAUCUGUUGAUCAACAUGAAGGUCUUCCUAGUUCUUUGCUUUGUAGCGAUGUGCCUUGUUGCGGCGCAGCAACAAGAUCAACCAUACGUGAAAAGAGCAGCUAUUCCACCCGGAUAUGAACUAGUGUUGGAGAAAGCAGAGCCGGCAUAUAACGAAGACAGCCAACUAGAUUCACCAAUCAUAUUAGUACUAAGGCCUAAGCAAAAAGAUACAGAUCAUCCAGACGUGAGACCAAAAAGAGAUUUGCCACCAAAGUUUGAGGAAAUAGACGAAGGUCGUCUAGAUGAGAGAACAGGAUAUAUUAUAUCCAAAUUGGCACUAAAGAAUCUUUUUUGGGUGCCGGAUGAUAAGGCCACUACACAUUAAAUUGUUAAAGAUGAAGUCCAUAAUUCUAUGAAGAUUAGACUUCCCAUCACUCGAAGAUGACUUCAGGAAUUAUAUUGAUCAAAUAUAAAAAAUAUUGAUUCUGUUAAUAAAAGCAAAAUAUACAUAUAUAUUUAUAAAUUA